Messenger RNA from Salvelinus sp. IW2-2015, 1754 nucleotides. RefSeq names its product glycine N-acyltransferase-like protein 3. NCBI's taxonomy places the organism in Eukaryota, Metazoa, Chordata, Actinopteri, Salmoniformes, Salmonidae. The record is from RefSeq and is a predicted model, not a curated record. Gene Ontology annotation, molecular function: glycine N-acyltransferase activity. Gene Ontology annotation, cellular component: mitochondrion.
CCUGCAAAAUCAUCAGUGUAUCAAAUACUUGUUCUCCCCACUGUACAUAUUUAGCUCUCAUCCAGAGAAACUUGAGUGGAUAMAUUUUUUUGUAUCUUUUUUACUGUAUUGCACCCCUGUGGGAAUUGAACCUACAACCCUGGUGUUGCAAGUGCCAUGCUCUACCAACUGAGCCACACAGGACUUCAAACAUAUAUUGACAUAUAUAUAUAUAUAUACUACAGAUACAAAUGCUAGACAASAUAUAUUGAGUAUUUCAUUUAUAUCAAACAAGGAUAGAGUUCAUACUUUGUUUUCUAAAGGAGGCAUCUAGGGAACUGUCAGGUACAUGUCCAAUUUUAUCUGUAGUGUCUAAGGGUUAUUUCUGCCUUGUCUGUCAAGGUUUAUGGUUACAUUUUCCAGAUGAACAGAGUUAUGGCUGACCCGAUUCAGGUUUUUGUGGACCACUGGCCAGAAUUCAAUGUCAUUCUCUGCAAACCACCAUAUGAGAAGGAGGGGGACCUUUUUAAAGACACAUGUGUUUUUACUAAAGAUGAAGCUUCUUUUAGGAAUAUCCUUGGAGAGAACAACACAAUUGACUGGACAAAGUUCCUAUGUUUAGGCACCAGUCUUUGCUAUGAGGAGAUGGUGAUGGCGGUGGCUUCUGAGAGAAAGGUGCCAGUGAAUAAAGUGUCUGUGUGUCACAUGAUGAUGCUCCAGGAUCCAUCCCGCCUUCCACCUGUAGAAAGUGCAAUUGAAUCAAUGAUAACCUCACUGGACGAAUCCCACUCUGAUCUAGUCAACAAAACCUGGAAGUUCGGGAACACGGAGAACAGUUUCCAGAUGAUCCGGAACAUGAUCCGGCACUACCCGUCUUGCUGUGUGCUGGAUGCAGAGAGCCAGCAGCCCAUAGCCUGGGUUCUGACCUAUCCCUCCUCUGCCAUGGGUAUGUUGUACACCCUGCAGGAGCACAGAGGACAGGGCCUGGCCAAAUCCCUGGUCAGCAGCAUGUCCAGGAGACUCUAUUCUCAGGGCUUCCCAGUGUACUGCUUCGUUGAGGAGGAGAAUACACUGUCCUACAGCCUCUACACCAACCUGGGCUUUACUGAGGACCCUCAAUACAGGGCUGCAUGGUUUGACUUUAACAGUUUGUGAUUAAGGUCUUGCAUAGAGAUCAAUGUUGACAUUAAAAGCUAUGCUAUUAUCUCCAAAAAAGAAGACAGUGUGUGAAGAGAUCAGGAUGGACUUUGAGCAAAUAUUACACUGAACAGUUAUUAAAUGUAUCUUAUCUAUGCACACGAUUCAAAUACCUUUUAGACUGGCAACGAUUCCAUUAUUUUUCAUUUAGUGACUAUCUUAUCCAGAGCAACUUACAGUAGUGAGUGCUUACAUUUUUUUUACUGGUCCCCUGUGGGAGUCUAACCCACAACCCUGUCGUUGGAAGCGCCAUGCUCUACCAACUGAGCCACACGGUYCCCUGUGGGAGUCUAACCCACAACCCUGUCGUUGGAAGCGCCAUGCUCUACCAACUGAGCCACACGGUACCCUGUGAUGUUUUUUUCUCCAGGCUUAUUUUCAGUGUGGUGUAAUUAGAAUGCCACAGUAAAAUAUGCUAAUUGUAUUCUGAGCUAUAACACUUCAUCCGUGUUGUUUAGAUUUCUGAUUCCAAAUGUUAAUUUAAAACAUCAAAUGAGGGAAUGUUUACAAAAACAAAACAAAAAAUUGAAAAAUAAAUAUAAUUAAACUCAACAAAAAAAGAAAAGUCCCYUUUUCAG